Torulaspora globosa is the source of this 1734-nucleotide messenger RNA. It is a transcript of the gene SAF1, whose product is annotated as SCF ubiquitin ligase complex subunit SAF1. Bases 1 to 1734 code for a protein of 577 amino acids. Gene Ontology annotation, cellular component: cytoplasm. The transcript has a single exon. Gene Ontology annotation, molecular function: guanyl-nucleotide exchange factor activity; protein binding. The record is from RefSeq and is a predicted model, not a curated record. NCBI's taxonomy places the organism in Eukaryota, Fungi, Ascomycota, Saccharomycetes, Saccharomycetales, Saccharomycetaceae.
AUGUCAGAUAUUUCCUCAGAUGAUGGGGCUGUCUACAACAGCGUUCCUCCGGAUAUUGUGCAAGCUGCUUUACCGUUUCUGUCACCUCAGGACAUCAGGAGUCUUUCCCACACCAAUAGGUACUUCUACAAGUUGCUGAAUUACAAAUCAUCAGAAACUUUAUGGCACGAUCUUUUCUGUAAGGUUUACGAGACUUCUUAUAGUGAUGAUGAGCCUUUUGGAGACAAGAUUAUGUUGCAGAACUUCAGCUCACUGAGCUGGCAAGAGCGCUUCAAACUGCGUUCGGAGGAGGCCAAACUUCAUACCUGGGGUUGUCUUAAGCAUGCAAGAUUGGGGUUUACGGCUACUUCCAACCCUCAUAUACCUGAAGCGGAUGUCAACGGCAUUGGAAGAAGGCUUAGAUAUGGUGUGAACACUCCGGAGCUUGUCCCUUGGUUCUCGUCGGAUGAGAGUAAGUUGAACGGGGAUAGUUCUAUAGUUCAGCUAUCGGGUGGUGGGUUUUCUUUCCAAAUUUUGACCCGAUCUGGGAAGCUUUAUACCACAGGCUCAACUUUCUCAGGUGGCCAUGUUGGCCCGGGACCGGCUGAGGGACAACAUGACUUUAACCCCUUUCGUGAAGCGGUUCACAAUCUCGAAGCUUCUUUUCCUCACACCAGAGACAUCGUGCUGGCUCCCGUUGGUCUCCCAGGAAGUUUCCCAGGAAGAUCUACCCAACAUCAUGGUCCGACUCCAACUCUUGGUCCUCACUCGAAUAUAUACGAGGAGCUAGAGCAAAUGGACAGGAACUCCGCUCAGACGGUGCCCAACAAUGAGCAUAUAAAGAGGGUAUACCCUCGCAAUGCCUUUGAAAUAUUCACUUCAGAUUCCAACUCUUUCAAGGUGGACAAGGAGCAACUGGACUCUAUCAAGUUUGUGGCGGUCUCAUCUGGUAGAAGUCAUUUCAUUGCUAUGGAUACCAAACAUGAUUUAUACUCGUGGGACUCGCCUGACUCUGACUAUGGUGUCAAACUAGCUUUCGAAGGGCUGCCACCUAGAGAAACUAAUCCAAUAUGGAAGAUUGCCUCAGGCUGGGACUUGAAUUGCAUAUACGUACAUCAGGUUGGAUUGGUCGUCUGGAAUAAACGUGAAGCACUCAAGAAGGGUGAGCUGUGCUCAAAAGCUGACUAUUCAAUUAUUCCUCAGACAGGUGAGAUUACAGGUCCUCGUAAAGUAAUCGACUUUGCAUGCUUCCAAGGGGACUGCGUGUUUUACAUUACAAACGACGGGGAAAACCUCUGGAAAUACUCCCAUGGUCUUGUUCAGCAAAUCAAGCUCCCGAUUGCAGGGAAAUUUGUGAGAAUAUCUGUUUGUUAUAGCCUUCUGGUCCUUUUUACCGAUAACGAAUGCUACACGGUUAAAAUCGAGAACGGUAACGUCGACAACGAAACGCUCAUUGAGCUGAAACUGGAAGAUCCUGACGAUCGAGUGAUUUCUUUAGCCACCGGAGACUAUCAUAAUAUUGCACUAACUCUAAAAGGUCAGAUCUACGCUUGGGGAUUAGAGAGCCAGCUUUGUGGUUGCCUGGGCCUGGGAUCCCCGGAACACGUAGUAGAGCAUGAGAAUAUAGGAAGAUGGGAUAGUAUAAGGAAUAUGAGGGUUGCGAAACCAACGAAGAUUUGUCUUGAUCGAGAGUACGUAUGUGUGGCUGUUAGCGCUGGCGGUUGGCAGUCUGGUGCUCUGAUAAUCAAGAGGUAA